UACAGAGAAUGUCUAUGGUAACCGAUGCAAAGAACAUGUGUUAAGUACUUUUUGUAUAUGAAUAUAUAUAUAUCUAUCCGUCCCGCUGUUUGUGGCAAAGCUAUGUCAGAGCACCUGGCGCUAAAAGCCAGCAAAUACCUUACAAGAUUUCAGGGAGGUUUAGUUAUGAUACUGGCUACCUUGUGUUUGUAAUGAGAGGUCGUUCUACUUAAUACCAUCAUCUGGAGAAACGGCUUAAGAUAACGCAAGUUAUUUCAGUGGAAUAAUACCAAGCGAGUUAUAUGCGAAACAGAUUGGCAGGGAAAGGAUUAGAAAAAGAAAAAAUACAAAAACAAUAAAAACUUAGAAGUUAUUCAUCAAAAACAGAUUGGUAUUUAGGAAAGGAUUCAAGUAAAACGGAUUAAAAACCCAACAAGAGUUCCAAGGCGCUGACGACCAAGAUUCUGUGAGAGCUGCUGAGAAAAAGACUUCAGGAGAAACAAAAAAAUAAAAUAAAAAAAGAAACUGGAAUAGAAAUACUUUGUCAUCCGACCAGGCCAGGCGAAAACAAAAAAGUAGGUUGCAGGAGGCGGUUGGAAUAGGAAGCGUUCCCGGCUGGCACGUAUCCGGUACAAGGCACGUGUACAACCCACAGCGACCCGAGGCAAAAUGACUACAAGACGACAAAGUAUGCCGGUGGUAGCCAAAUCUGACUACGGCUUCACCACAGACAAAAUCAAAGAAUUUGAAGAGGCGUUCAAUGUGUUUGACAAAGACGGAAAUGGGAUGAUUACCACGGAAGAAUUGGGAGAAGUUCUCAGAUCGCUCGGCGAACGACCAACAUAUUUUGAACUCAAGGACGCUAUGGAAGCAAUGGACGGAGAUCUUACGAUGUACUGGUGCAACCGUACGCGAUAAACAGCCGAUGGCACGUCCACAUUCUGAACGCACC
This is a messenger RNA of Lingula anatina, 931 nucleotides long. RefSeq lists its product as uncharacterized. Gene Ontology annotation, molecular function: calcium ion binding. The record is from RefSeq and is a predicted model, not a curated record. Gene Ontology annotation, cellular component: myosin II complex. Lineage: Eukaryota; Metazoa; Brachiopoda; Lingulata; Lingulida; Lingulidae.